AGUGGUGCAAGCGACACUGGCCGCAGGUAAAGCUGAGUGGCCAGGGCGGAGUCCGAGAUUUUGCAUGGGAGAGAUGGAGCUUGGAGAAAGAAAUUAGACAGAGGGGAGUUGUUAAGAAAGCGCGUUGAGCGUGAGAUGCUGGAUCCAUAGGAAUAGUCAGUCUUGCGAGAGUUCCAUCAACGCGGCGUUGUUCUCGGGAGUGAAGAGUGUUUUGGACGGGACGACCGUUGGACCGGUGCCAAUGUCUUCACCUCUCCGCAGCCUUGUUGUUCCAGAAUCGUGUGUUCGUCUGCUGACUUCAGAACGAGCGGCCGCGGCCUCGGGCCGUAAUUGCAGAUUGCGGGGUAGAAGUUCAAUGGACAAAGCGAAGAAAGGGAUUCAGAUCAGGACCGAAUCUCGACACCUUGAGCAGGGAGGGAGGUCUUUGAAAGUGCACAUCAGGCGCAAGUGACAAAGUGACAGGCGAAGCCGGGAUGAUCCAAUUACUUCUGAAGAUGUGAUGUUCGUAAUUGCAGUGGUGCCUGGAAGAUUGGGAGUCGGUCGAAUCCAGUUUGGAGCAAAGUAGUUGGAAUUCGAGAACAAUCAUAAUCUGUUGCCCACAGCCUGCGUGCAUAGUAGGGAGAGUGCAAAACGGGUCGACGGCGGGUCUCAAGCCCCUAAUCUUUAGCCUUGCACAUCUGUUCAACUCAAGUUCGGAGUGUGCACACAUUGUUGCGAUAUUGAUUCAAUAUCAAAAGCGAGUGUGCUUGUAGCUCGCAGGCGAAAUAUUAGCAUCACUGUCAACACGGAAGUCUACAGCAGUUAAGCACUUGUUCGCUAGGUUUAGAAUUAUCAUGGGAUUGAGCUAUCACAUACCCCAGAAGCGUUAACUAUCGGUGGGGAGAUUGUUGAAUUGUAGCCUUCUUCCUCACGUUUGAGGAGGACCGUCUACUUCGUCCAUCAUGGAUUCCCCAGAUGAAAGAGAUGUCGGGACCGUCAUCCUUUCUAUCUCGAGAGCUAUCCAUGACUCGAAACAGAUGGCUAAAGAGAUUUCAGUCAGUAAGUCCAAUUUUCUCAUGCUGGCAUUUUACUUGGGUGAACUGCAAAUGGUUGUGGACGAACUGAGCAACAAUGACUCGCAAUUUCUUAAUUCCCUCCCAAUAAGGUCGGAGCUUAGUCAGCUGGAGGACGUGACGGAUACAAUCUACCGAUUCACCAGAGCGUGCGCAACCAGGAGUCGCAUUUUUUUGCUCUACAAAGUCGCCGACUUGCUGCAGAGUAUUAGACAGUUGGUCAAGAAUCUUGCGAAUGGUUUGUCGGACCUGACUGAUACACUGCCCACGGAUCUGAAAGAAGGAUUCUCUGAAGUCCAGGAAAAACUGUAUAGAGCUUCUUUCUUCAUGGAACCUGGUCACCAACAACUGAUACUGGAAAUCGAAGAAGGCUUGUCGUCUCAUCAUGUGGACGAGCCAUAUGCAACUAGUCUACUUCGGAAAAUUGCAGAGAUUUUUACCGUGCCUCUAUCAGCAGCUGCAGAGCUGAAAUUAGAAUUGCUACGGGACCUGGAGAAUUCGAAAACUGCACAGGAUGAUCCAGAUCAUAAUGAGUUGCAGGAUCUAUGUGAUUUGUUGAACCCUGCUGCAGUCCUAGCUGAUGUUAGAAGGCUGGCGGUGGAGGACGGUGCAGUUGCUCGCUUCGGAACGCUUCAAAUCAACAGCUCAUUUAUUUGUCCCAUCACCGGUCAGUUGAUGCGGGAUCCAGUAAUGCUGGUGGAGGCUGGGUUCACAUAUGAGAGGGAAGCUAUUUGUGAAUGGUUUGAAAGAGGUCAUAAUACCUGUCCCGAUACGGGCGAGGCGUUAGAGAGUCUGGAGCUGGUGCCGAAUAUAAGUCUCAGACAGGCUAUUACAGAAUUUGUUGAACGUGCCACACGCAAAAGUAUCACCAUGGCGAUUGACAAAAUUCGAGAAUCCGGGGAUGUCUCUGAAGUGGAGGAGGCAAUAGAUAUAAUCAAGUCUCUGAGUGACACCAAUCCAAACUACAGGCGUUUGAUCGCAUCAAUGCAUGGAAUCCCCCCGCUGAUAGUGAUUGUAAAGCAGUACCGUAAAAUGCCUGGAGCUUGGGAGAAAGCUAUGAAGCUACUCUUGAGUAUUGCUUCGCUUGGUGACGAAUAUAGAUUGAUGAUGAAGGACCAUGGUGUGAUCGCCGCUCUUAUUCAACACCUAUGGAAAGCCGAAGUGGAGAAUUCGCUCGGUCUCCUUCUGCUUCAUGAGAUUACGAAGGUUGAAGGAGGACGGAAAGCGAUACUGGAGCUGGAAACGAAGCCUCUCAUCAUUGUUGCUCACGCAGCAAAUGGUGAUUCGCAGGAGAAUAGAUUGGUCGCGGAGAAAAUUCUGGAUAAUCUCUGUCGUGAGAGUCCACAGGUGGCCAUUACGGUUGCGAAAUAUCAAGCAUUUCACCCGUUAGUAAACAUGAUGUCUCCAGGGGAGCCACUUGAGAUCAGGGCUGAAAUGGCAAGAGCGGUUGUUGACCUUAAUCUCAGUGACACCAGCCAUUCUUCUCUAAUAGAUGCAGGGGUUCUUGCACCGCUGUUGGAUCUCCUGCAGAAUGGAACAAGAAGAAGCGAACAGAUCGCUGCUGCAACAGCCUUACUGUCGUUGUCAGCCCGUGAAACCAACCGGGUCGCUCUUUGCAAAGCUGGUGCUAUUCCUGCUCUGGUGAAAUUCAUUGCAGCAGGUCAACAGGAUUUGAGAGAGGCUGUUAUGGGGACCCUAGCCAAUCUGGCUACUGACCAUCAAGCAGCCACUGAAAUUGACCAAGAAGGCGCAGUUUAUCGGCUUAUUGAAAUGUUGCACUUAAAUCAACUAGGUCACGAGUUUGCUCUGAGGACCUUACAAUGUAUGGCGAAGACUAGCAAGACGGUGAGGGUCACGAUGAGAGAACAGAAGUUGGGGCCCUACUUUCUAUCUCUGCUGCGUAACACGAGAGUUUCGACCUCUUGUCGUGCAAUGACGUUAAGCCUCCUGUGCCAUCUUACUGAUGAUCGGGAUUGUCGUUCAUGCAUCAAUCUAUCGAGGAGUGAUCUUGAUAUUCUGCUUAAUUUCUUAGGCCAGCCCCUACAAAUGGAGGAACACGAGUGCAUUUUAGGGGUCAUCGAUGGUGUUUCCAAGGUAGCAAAUGUAGAUAAAACAUCCUUGAAAACCGACAAAGUCCUGUUAGUUCUAGUCAAGUUUCUGGAGGUAGGGAGCAUGCGAUGUCAAGAGUAUGCUGCUUCAGCCCUUUCAAUUCUCAUGAAUCCUAGUGAAACGAGCGUAGAAAGACAGCUAUUCAUAGCCAAGAAUGGGGCAAUACCUCUUCUGACUAGAUUGUUGAGAGAAGGCUCCGUGCGAACGAAGUGCUCCUCUGCAGCAGUGUUGGGGCAUUUGUCGCAAACCACGCCUCAGCUGACGAAGUCGUUGAGCCUUCCUAAGAGAAUAACCUCGUGGUUUGGCAUAAAAUUAUAUCAGCACUGUAGAGUGCAUUCGGGAAAGUGUAGUGUCAAGAGAACGAUGUGCCUUGUCGAGUCUGGUGCGGCGUUGUAUCUCAUCCGUCUCUUGGAAGAAAAGGAGCAACCUGCAGAGAAGGCUUUAGAAGCCUUAGCUACUUUGAUACCGGAGGAGGACAGUGCCAAAGGGCUGGAGUUUCUGGUGAAGAACGACAUCAUACCAUUGCUGAUAGCAGUUUUGGGAAAAACUGACGGUCUAACGAAUAAAGCUGCGAAGAUGAUCGAACAGAUAUUUAGAGAUAGAAGAUACAGAGACGAGAAAUAUUGGCACGGAGCCCAGCAAACACUCUGCCUUAUAAUCGCGACCGGUACAGGGGAUGCUAGGAGGGCUGCAGCUCUUGCUUUGGAACACCUGGGUCUGGUUCCAAGGGGCUCUACUUACACCAACUAAUUUUUUGAUUUGACGAAUUCAUUAAGGCUGGAAUCUGCAGAAGUGUACAGGUUUUUUUAAUUUAUGCUCAACUGAUU
Marchantia polymorpha subsp. ruderalis is the source of this 3988-nucleotide messenger RNA. NCBI's taxonomy places the organism in Eukaryota, Viridiplantae, Streptophyta, Marchantiopsida, Marchantiales, Marchantiaceae. The record is from the annotation of a GenBank genome assembly.